CCCCCCGCCCCCGGGCCAAUGAUGGCUCCUGAAGGGCGCUUUGCUCUGCGCACUCGCGUUCGGCAUCCGAGUGCGGACACCGGAGCCGGGGCGCCGCGCUCACUUCGCCCUCCUCAUCCUUCUCCUCUCGCUUCGUUUGCCGCUGCUCCUUCGUCUUCUUCUUCGUCUUCUUCGUCUUCCUCCUCUGACUGAUGCGCGCCUUCUCGUCGUGCGGGGCAUAGAUUCUCAUCAGGCGCAUCCGUCUCGCCCGCUGCACUUCAACGCGGCGGAGUCGCGGCGAAGAGAGGAUUCGGGCUGACGGAAGACGAAUUCGCAAUACAACUCUCAAUAGCGGCAGUCGCAGCAGCAGCAGUAGCAGCGGUUGUGGCAGUCGGCAUCAGACGCGGAGCGGCCGAAGAAAUCACGAGCAGGCAGGAGUCCUACCGGGUCGGCUCGCCCUUCCUGGGGUCUCGCGCGCGAUUGCGCGCACACACACACAGGCAGACUCGCAGGCAUAGAGACAAGACUCACGGGAAGACUCGCAGGCAAACACACAGCAGUCGGACAGUCGGGCAGACAUGGACCACACGGGUGGCAACCCCGUGGUUGCACAGACGCAUCACCACGGGGGCGGACAUGAACCCAUCAGCUUCGGAAUCGACCAGAUCCUCAACAGCAGCGACCAGGGCGGCUACCUGAUGGCCGGAGGUCGCCUCUCCGACUCGGACUACCACCUCCAAGGCAGCGGGGCUUACAGCGCCUGUAUGGGGCCUCCCUACAACGGCUACGGCGGAGGAGGAGGCGGAGGAGGCGGCGGCGGCGGCGGCGGGAUCUCGGGGAGCUGCGGAGGCGCCGGUGCGGGCGGAGGAGCAGGCGGGGGAGUGCCUCCCUGCGGCGGCGUGCCCACGUUCACGGGAUCCUACAAUGUCAACAUGAGCAUGAAUGUGAACAUGGCGGCAGCGGCGGCUGCGGCGGCCGCGGCCGCGGCUGCCGGCGGCCCUCACGGCUGCUCGGGCGGUGGUGCCGGGAUGAUGGGGCCCGGCGGGGUGAUCCGCGUGCCCGCGCACAGACCCAUGCCACCCCCCGGGGUGCACGGACCCUCGAUGGGCGCGGGCAUGGCCCCCGUGCCGGGGGUGACUCCCAUGAACAACAUGAGCAUGAGCAAUCUGAACGCGAUGAGUUUCCCGUGGAUGGAGAGCAGCAGGCGCUUCGCCAAGGACAGGCUAACAGCCGCCCUGGCUCCCUUCACCGUCCAGCGGCGCAUCGGCCACCCGUACCAGAACCGCACGCCGCCCAAGCGCAAGAAGCCCCGCACGUCCUUCACCCGGCUGCAGAUCUGCGAGCUGGAGAAGCGCUUCCACCGCCAGAAGUACCUCGCGUCCGCGGAGCGCGCAGCCCUCGCCAAGGCGCUCAAGAUGACGGACGCCCAAGUCAAGACGUGGUUCCAGAACCGGCGCACCAAGUGGAGGCGGCAGACGGCGGAGGAGCGUGAAGCGGAGCGGCAGCAGGCGAACCGCAUCAUGAUGCAGCUGCAGCAGGAAGCCUUUCAGAAGAGCCUCAGCCAGCCCGUGAACCCGGACCCGCUGUGUCUGCACAACGCGUCCCUCUACGCUCUGCAGAACCUCCAGCCCUGGGCAGAGGAGAGCCCCGGCAAGAUCACGUCCGUCUCGUCAGUCGCCUCCGUGGUCUAGACGUGGGCUGCGGAGUCAUCCUAGGCAAGGCGGGGGGAGGGCAGUGUAAGGAAGGUUGGAGGUGUGGGGAGGAGAGGGAGGAGGAGGGGGACGCAAGCCGGGCCCGACCGGCUGGCUGCAGUCGCCGAGAGAGACAAAGACGGCGAGCGAACCAUCUAUAGAAAGAGAAGCGACUGGGAUUGUCAACAGCGCUCGUUGAUGUUGCGGCUGGGGGGGGGGGGUAGCCUGUUGAUGACAACGCGCAGACAAAGGCGCAAUCGGUUCGCGGCCGUGCGCGUUGCGCAUGAGGCUACGCGUGGACUUGCAAUCAGCUUGGAGGGACUUGACUUGCGCGUCAGGCAUGGGCCAACGUCAAGAUGAGCAGCCGGAGUAGGCUGCGCGUGUGCCCGUGCCGUGCCGCGCUCUGGGGGGAGGGGGCGGGUGGUGGCGUAGGACACGACGGGCUGAGCAGUGGACGUCUCUGCCUCUGCUCCCUCAUCUCCUCCCUUCUCUGCCCCACAAGCGAAUUGAGCACUUAACGGCGACUUCUCGAAGCGCCUCGACCACGGCGACCCGUGGCGCCACGUGCCGCUUGCAUCAUCAUCAGCAGCAAGCAAGCGAUGUGUUGGAACAGGCGACGCCAGCUGAUGUCACGAGA
This is a messenger RNA of Petromyzon marinus (sea lamprey), 2307 nucleotides long. Its product is annotated as T-cell leukemia homeobox protein 1-like. The record is from RefSeq and is a predicted model, not a curated record. Gene Ontology annotation, cellular component: nucleus. Gene Ontology annotation, biological process: animal organ development; regulation of transcription by RNA polymerase II. Gene Ontology annotation, molecular function: RNA polymerase II cis-regulatory region sequence-specific DNA binding; DNA-binding transcription factor activity, RNA polymerase II-specific. Lineage: Eukaryota; Metazoa; Chordata; Hyperoartia; Petromyzontiformes; Petromyzontidae.